GGGGGGGAGAACAGGUAACGAUGAUAUCCAGGUCAUCCGGCAUAUUCUGGAUCAUUUCGGCCAAAAAGCCGUGCCGAGGCCCUGCUUGGCCAGGUUGGGUUGUACGAAAUGCACUUGGUCGCUGACGCUCGAGUUUGUACAUGUAGCCGGUGUGCGGUCUUAUAACCGUCAACAAGUAAGUUGUCGUUGCAAUUCUUGUACUUUCGGUUGGCCUUCUUUAAGCAAAGGGCAACCAAGUAGAAUAGCAACGGUUCAACUUAGAUUGCAACUUUAUCUUGGUCAGAACAAUGAAGCCUUACACACUACUCCCCGUGCUCGCCUUACCAUUGGCAAAAGCCUACCUUGUGGCGCCGCCCGGAACACCAGCACCAGGCGCCGCUUCGGGCUGCAGUGAAUGGGUACAGCAGUCGUAUGGACUGACCUGUGCUAUCAUUGAGCAGUUCUACGGUAUAUCCGCUGCCGAAUUCGAGGCGUGGAAUCCUAGUGUCACCCAGCUGGGUUCCGGCUGCAACCUCAUCCAGGGGUUGUACUAUUGCACCCAAGUCAACUAUGUUUCCCAUAGUUUUCUGUCAACGGGCCCGCCUACCACGUCCACGACUUCGUCCGGAGGCGGUGUCACGACGCCUUCUCCCGUGCAGUCCGGCGUUCCUAGCGCCUGCAACAAAUUUUACCAAGUCAACAGCGGGGACACAUGUUAUGACAUCGCCGCGGCUCAGUCUAUAUCCAUCGAGAGCUUCUAUGCCUGGAAUCCGGCCGUGGGGGACACCUGUGGCAGCCUCUGGAGCGGGUAUUACGUCUGCGUCGGUGUGACCUCCUCUGGUGGCCCCACGACCACACUCCAGACAAGCACCAAGACGACCACCACUGGUAAUGGCAUUACAACGCCGACCCCGACCCAGACGGGUAUGGUAAACAGCUGCAACAGCUUCCACAAGGUGGUCAGCGGGGACGGGUGCUAUGACAUAGCUGCGGCUGCCGGGAUCGCCUUGAACGACUUCUACACUUGGAACCCGGCUGUGGGAAACACUUGUUCCGCACUUUGGGCGGACUAUUACGUGUGCAUUGGAAUUCUGUGAUGGAUUACUACCUAGAGAUAGUAAUAUGCUUUCCUCCG
Molecule: messenger RNA, 1114 nt
Organism: Daldinia caldariorum
Lineage: Eukaryota; Fungi; Ascomycota; Sordariomycetes; Xylariales; Hypoxylaceae
Product: LysM domain-containing protein
Exons: 1
Coding region: 288-1076 (262 amino acids)
Source: RefSeq, a predicted model, not a curated record